Molecule: messenger RNA, 505 nt
Organism: Cucurbita maxima (winter squash)
Lineage: Eukaryota; Viridiplantae; Streptophyta; Magnoliopsida; Cucurbitales; Cucurbitaceae
Product: 60S ribosomal protein L39
Exons: 4
Coding region: 141-296 (51 amino acids)
Biological process (GO): translation
Cellular component (GO): ribosome; cytosolic large ribosomal subunit
Molecular function (GO): structural constituent of ribosome
Source: RefSeq, a predicted model, not a curated record
UUUAUUCGAUGCUCAAACCCGAUGAACACUCAUAAACCCUAACUCAUUAUUCUUUCCCUGAGAUUACAUUACGUCCACUUCUUCACUUCGCUCUGUCAGGCAAUUUGUUGCUGUUGUUGGCGGAAUUCUGAAUUUCGAAGAUGCCGUCUCACAAGACCUUCAGAAUCAAGAAGAAGUUGGCUAAGAAGAUGAGACAGAACAGGCCUAUUCCUCACUGGAUACGGUUGAGGACUGACAACACCAUCAGGUACAAUGCCAAGCGAAGGCACUGGCGCCGCACGAAGCUCGGAUUCUGAGGUGUUUCUCUUGUGAUUUGCUCUUUAUCCUGUUUGGAAUCUUUUUUAACUGUUAUGUUAGUUGUUGAGAAGACAAAGGAUAUAGAGCUAGAGUUUUGAAUUUUUUCCUCUUAAUUUAAGAACUUAUUGAAGAGAAACUCACGAUAAUCUUUAGAUUUACUUCACUGUUCAAUUUAUAUCUCCAGUAAUUUCAAUUAUCAAGUUAAUUU